Molecule: messenger RNA, 2364 nt
Organism: Mangifera indica (mango)
Lineage: Eukaryota; Viridiplantae; Streptophyta; Magnoliopsida; Sapindales; Anacardiaceae
Exons: 3
Coding region: 264-1298 (344 amino acids)
Source: RefSeq, a predicted model, not a curated record
UUUGCUUGGUUUUUUAAUUCCAAAAAGUUUUUUGUUUUGUUUAUGCAUUUCUGUCUAUAAUACCCUUCGGGUCAAAAAAUAUUGGAAACUAAGCAGUGGGUCAUACCGUAAAUUCCAAACACGAUUCGGACCCCUUUUUAAAGGCAUCUAAAGCCCUUCGCCUAAAACCCUUACUGGCUUCAGGGAGACAAAUGAUAAAGUGAAAUUUAUCGAACACGCAAGACUUACUUCAUCCACUCUCUGCUUUUCCUGCUUUAGUCUCUAUGCAUCAUGGCUCUUAUAAGUUCCCACGUGAAAGUUUUGCUUCUUGCUUUCCCCUUGUUGGUCUACUUUCAUAUAACAAUUACAAGAGUAGACGUAGUAUAAGUGCUUGUCUUACUGAUUUUAGCUUUAAAAGAACCCAUAGCACUCAUAAUUUGUUAGAAUCAGCUAGCAGAGGGCUCGGCCUUGGUGUUCAAAGUUUUAACAGUACAUCUAAAGGAUAUUCAAGCCAUUGUCAUUCUUUGAAUUAUGCAUCUGGUGAGAGUUAUUCUAUUCUCCAGUCAAGCAGUCUUCAGCACUGGUUCAAAAACUGGCAAGAAUCAAGGAAACAUAAGCUGACAGCAAGCACUUUUGCUGGAGCUAUUGGUUUCUGGCCUUGUCGGAGAGUUCAGCUCUGGUUAGAGAAAAUUGGGGCAAUUGAACCAUUUUCUGGUAACCUGGCUACGUGUUGGAGCAAUAUCAAAGAAGAGGAAGCUCUCGAAAGAUACAAGCUGAUUACGGGAAAUACUGUCUUGUUUCCUAAUUUUCAGGUCUACGACCAUAAAAAAUCAGAAGAUGAUUGGUUGGCGGCUUCACCAGAUGGGUUGGUUGAUGGCAUUGUUUAUGGUUUGCCUUCUGGAGGAGUGCUUGAGAUCAAGUGCCCGUAUUUUGGUGGGGAUAUGACAAGGGCCUCCCCAUGGAAGCGAGUGCCCUCUUAUUAUAUCCCACAAGCUCAGGGCUUAAUGGAAAUCUUAGACAGGGACUGGAUGGAUUUUUAUGUUUGGACACCUAAAGGUAGUAGUCUAUUCAGGUUAUAUAGAGAUUCAGAGUACUGGGAUGUUUUGAAAAUUGCACUCUCUGAUUUUUGGUGGGAACAUGUACUACCAGCAAAGGAGGUGUAUAGAAAAUCUGUUAUUUCAGAACCUCUCAAGCAAUUAAGAUAUCUUAAACCAGCUCCUAGGCACGAACUGUGGAGCGAGAUAGUGUAUGGAACCAAAUGCAUGGUUGAUAACUCAAGUUUACUGAUGCGUGAAAUAAAUGGGAAGCUGCAAAAUUGAUGUGUGUAGAUCUCCAACUUUGUUCCACCCAUUUCUUGUGGCCUAAAAGUAAAUCGGUUCCUUAUUCUCAGGUGCAGAUUGAUCAUAUGAGUGUCUCUUCAUUUAUUAUCAUCAUCAUUAUUAUUUUAUGCUUUGAGUUGUUGAAUCUCUCAUGUUGCGGAGUGCAAGCUUAGAUAAAUCUCACUCAAGAUUGUUGAUGAUCAAGGGGCAUGGCUGAGGUUAAAAUGCAUUUCAUUUACUCAAUGGUUGGAUUUGACUGAGGACUUGGUGUGUUUUUGCACUCUAGAGAUUAUAGUUUGAAUAUUUCUUUCCUUGAUUGUCCCAAUUGAUUUUACUAAACCAGGCAGGGAGGUUGUGGUUGGGUUGGAAGGCUGCUGGUGCUACCAGGAUUCAGUUUGAUGAGCCAAAUCUUUUGAUGAAUCUGGAUUCUCAUCAACCACAAGCAUUUACUCAUGAGUGCUCUGAGCUGGAGUCAUUAGUACCUCGUUUGAGUGUCUUAAUUCAUGCAUACUUUGCUGAUGUUCCCGCUGAGGCACACAAAAAGCUGAGCUCUUUGAAGGGUGUCACUGUAAACAAAAUGCCAAUACAGUGUCCAACUGCAGAAUUAUUCUUGAUACAAAAUUCAAGAGUCACCAGUGUAUUGUAGUAUAACUGAGGACUGAGCUGAUGCCCCUCAUUUUAAUGCUACAGCUACGGUCGACGGACACACUUUCCAGAGGCGGGAACUCUCCAAAUAUCUAAAGCAAGUGAGCAUUCAGCUGCGAAAGUAGUUAGAUGGAUUUCAAGAGGCAAGUUCCCAAAGUGAUCCUGCCACUUUAUAGUUACAAUAUAUUGUGCACAGAGACAUCAUCCCAAUUAUCUACUUGGACUUUUCUUUUCUUCUCUCCAGAUUCAAAUUAUUGAUCUAUAGUACUGCUGAAGCUUUACCAAAAUUUUACCAUCAAACCUUGAUUAGUCUUGACCAUUCAUUGUUUGUAUCUUUUAUCCGCGGAUUUGCACAUUGGCAUUUGAUUCGUUGAUCUAUUUUCUGACUACUUAGUUUCCAAGAUCCGGUUUAGCUAUUUAA